This is a messenger RNA of Linum tenue, 2808 nucleotides long. The record is from the annotation of a GenBank genome assembly. NCBI's taxonomy places the organism in Eukaryota, Viridiplantae, Streptophyta, Magnoliopsida, Malpighiales, Linaceae.
UGAGAACUGAUUUUACUAGCCUUGAGUUUCCGUUCGCUAGUAGUAAUCGUGAUUCCCCCAAACCCUUCCGGCGUCGACAUUCACUAGUUUUUCUUUUCCCUCAGAUAUUUUAGUCGUAAUAUAUAAAAAGGCGUGGAGUAUUAGAGUAGCACUGGAUCUGUUUUCGGCACCAAACACUUCGAAUCUAUCACCUCCGCUGGGCGAUUUCCCCUGCUCCUUCAUUCUCGGGGCGCGCGCCACUGGCAGCUGCCCAUCUGAUCAGCUCAAGAGUUAGGGUGGAAUGGCGCCGCCGGCAGCCGCUGCUGUGGUGCAGCAGCAGGGACAGCCUGCGCAAGGACGGCAGCAACAGCAACCAGCGGGGAUGAGCCAGACGAUUACUGGGAUCAUAAGGAUUGCUGUUUUCUGGUACUUCGCUUCCAAAUUCUUCUCUCCCAAGAGACCCACCGCCGACCCUUCCCUUCUCACUACCAAUCUCUUUCAGAAGGCCGAGCUCAUGGAUAUGUGGUUUUAUGUUUCUGAGAGUGAGAAGUUCAACGAAUUCAAUAACGAAGGCGCUCUUAUUUGGCACGAAACAAACAUACCUUAUGCAGUUUGGGGGCCAGAAAGUACUAGAUCUCUUUCUCUGAAGUAUUAUCCCUCCGAGGUACAGGCAUUGAAGCACAAUGGUAGUCUUUACGCACAUGUUUACUUUGCCCGUUCUGGGUAUCCAGCAGACCCACAGGAUCCGGAAUACCAACCUCUUGCUGCCUUUGGAAGGACUCAUCCCAUUGUGGUUUACCUGCCAAAGUCAAAAUCUGAUAAGAGGAAGAGUCUGUUGGGGGAUGCAGAAGGUGGUGAAGAAAGUGAACCACUGACUCAGGUGGUUGAUGAUUCAGAACCUGAUCCGAAAGAGGAAGGUCCUCCAGAAUGGAUUUCCUACUGGAAACCAAAUAUUACCGUGAACCUGGUUGAAGACUUCUCUAGAUAUUCACAAAAUGCAGUACCACCAAAUAUUGCUCCUUACAUGAACUUUGAGCCCAGUACUGGGAAUUACUAUCCUACAGUAUUCUUCAAUGAGUUUUGGUUGCUCAGGGAUAAGUUGACCGCACUGAAUGAAACAGUGACAGAAGUGCCCCUUAAUUUGGAAAUUGGCCCAAUAAGCAUGACAAAGUGGCAACUAUUUCUUCAGAUUGAUCAGUCGUUCCAGAUACACCGAAGUUAUGGAAGCAUGCUUGAUGGUGAAGCUGAUGAGUUGAAGGUACUGUAUCUCUGUAUUUAUGACAUCAAGAGUCUUUAUGAGCACUGCUUCUACAUGUGGUGUCGUAGACCAAAUAGUUAGAUGCAAAGUGUAUGCUAUCUAGGUCGUGUCAAGUACCUGAUCCUGGAUGGAAAGAUGAUUGUGAUUCGGUUCUUGUGGCAAUGGUUACUUGCAUGGAGAUUGUCAUUCAGUUCUUGGCAUGUAGAUUUGGGUUACAUGUGAUGUGACAGGAUGGGAAAGUGAUUGUGAUUCAGUUACUAGAGGGAAGGACUGGUAUGAAAUAGUUCACCUCUAAGGCAACACUGUUAUACAACAUUAUGUACUUAUAGUUCAUGCUUCAAGAAAAAGUAUAUUCCGAUUCCGUGAUGGAAAUUAUGAUUAAUGGCGUGUUCCGUUGUUUUCUAACUUUCAGAGGGUGUUCUUGGAAGGAAAUCCUUAUCUCCUUGGGAUCACAAUGGUUGUUUCCUUGCUCCAUUCAGUCUUCGACUUCCUGGCUUUCAAGAAUGAUAUACAAUUUUGGAAUAAAAACAAGUCUAUGGAAGGAUUGUCGGCAAAGUCUGUUGUCGUGAACUUUAUAUCUCAGCUCAUCGUCUUUCUCUAUCUACUCGACAAUGACACCUCAUGGAUGAUCCUUGCGAGCUCAGGUGUUGGUGUCUGCAUCGAGUUUUGGAAAAUUGGGAAAGCAAUGCACAUUGAGAUCGAUAGAAGUGGCAAGAUCCCAAUGCUGAGAUUCCGGGACCGUGAGUCCUAUGCUGGAAAUAAGACGAAGGAAUAUGACGACAUUGCAAUGAAGUACUUGUCCUAUGUGAUAUUUCUCCUUGCUGCAUGCUUUGCUAUUUAUUCUCUCAAAUAUGACCGUCACAAGAGCUGGUACUCCUGGAUUCUCUCGUCGUUAACAAGCUGCGUUUACAUGUUUGGUUUCAUAAUGAUGUGCCCGCAGUUAUUCAUAAAUUAUAAGUUGAAGUCGGUGGCUCAUAUGCCUUGGAGACAAAUGACAUACAAGUUCCUCAACACCAUUAUUGAUGAUCUAUUUGCAUUUGUCAUAAAAAUGCCUAUACUACACCGGCUCUCAGUCUUCCGUGAUGAUAUCAUAUUUCUGAUAUAUCUGUACCAGAGAUGGGUGUAUCCAGUGGACAAGAAGCGUGUAAAUGAGUUCGGCUUUGGAGGCGAGGAUGAUCCGGCCUCCAUCACCGCGGCGGCGGACGCUGGUGCUACAGUAUCAAAAGAGGAAGAUAAGAAGACAAACUGAUCAAAGCUAGCUUGAGAUAAUUAUUGUUUUAAUCUUGUCCCUGUCAAUAUUUUUGGAAACUAAUCUGCAGCAGGAAGAUUCGUUUACUUUGUUAGGAAAGAAAUGUUGCUAGUUCCAUCCAGUCAGGCUUUGGUUUCUUCUUCUUGGGGCUCUUUUUUUUUUUUUUUUAUCAGUUUUGGUUUGAUGAAUUCCUACUCUUGUGGCCACAAAAAGUUGUAUUUCAUGGAACGCAGAAUGGUCCAGUACGACAGUUAAAGGACAUGAUAUUUGAGUAUUUUACAGUCUCUCACCCAAGGCGGAAUAUGAUAUAUUUUUUAGCUCA